Molecule: messenger RNA, 1505 nt
Organism: Triticum aestivum (bread wheat)
Lineage: Eukaryota; Viridiplantae; Streptophyta; Magnoliopsida; Poales; Poaceae
Product: serine/threonine-protein phosphatase PP1
Exons: 4
Coding region: 392-1369 (325 amino acids)
Cellular component (GO): cytoplasm; nucleus
Molecular function (GO): protein serine/threonine phosphatase activity
Source: RefSeq, a predicted model, not a curated record
CCGACCUCCUAAAAGCGCUUUCUUUCCACCUCUUAUUCUCGGUCCUUCCCUGUCCUCUCAUCUUCCUCCACCCUACUUUUGCUGCUCACACAUGUUUUCUUCAUUUCUUCAAGAAUCUUGCGUUUGUGGUGGUGGUGAGGAGAAUCUUUGGCUGGCCUGCUUUGUGUGGUCGCCGCCACUCUGUUAAUAUUCCUUGAACUAGCUAGCUUGCAACAUACUCAGAGCAGAGCAGAGCAUAGGGUGCUCCAUAGCCCAUACCAGCCAGCAGAAAAGCUACGCUUGCAGAUUAAUUAUCAAGCCUCAUGGUCGUCGUCGUCGUCUACUUAUAAACAUCCAUUGCUGGACCGCCAGACCUUCAAGUAGGAGCUCCAGUUGGUUUGCUUGAUUGACGAUGAACGGUGCGGCGCUAGACAACGUGAUCCGGCGGCUGCUGGAGGUGCGGCGGGGGCGGCCGGGGAAGCAGCAAGUGCAGCAGGUGCAGCUGGGCGAGGGGGAGAUCCGGCAGCUCUGCGGCGCCGCCAAGGACGUCUUCAUGCGCCAGCCCAACCUGCUCCAGCUCGACGCCCCCAUCAAGAUCGCCGGUGACAUCCACGGGCAGUACACGGACCUUAUCCGACUGUUUGAGCUGGGCGGCUUCCCGCCGCAGCACAAGUACCUGUUCCUGGGCGACUACGUGGACCGCGGCAAGCAGAGCAUCGAGACCAUCUGCCUGCUGCUCGCCUACAAGCUUCGGUACCCGGAGCACUUCUUCCUCCUCCGCGGCAACCACGAGUGCGCCUCCGUCAACCGCGUCUACGGCUUCUACGACGAGUGCAAGCGCCGCUACUCGGUCCGCCUCUGGCGCCACUUCUCCGACUGCUUCAACUGCAUGCCCGUCGCCGCCCUCAUCGAGUCGCGCAUCCUCUGCAUGCACGGCGGCCUCUCCCCGGACCUCCGCCACAUCCGCGACAUCGCUGGCCUCCCCAGGCCCGUCGAUGUGCCGGACACCGGCCUCCUCUGUGACCUCCUCUGGUCCGACCCCGGCGGCGCCGCGGGGUGGGGGCCCAAUGAGAGGGGCGUGUCGUACACGUUCGGGGCGGACGUGGUGGCGGCGUUCAUGGAGAGGCAUGACUUGGACCUCGUGUGCCGGGCGCACCAGGUGGUGGAGGACGGCUACGAGUUCUUCGCCGGGCGGAGGAUGGUCACGGUCUUCUCGGCCCCCAACUACUGCGGCGAGUUUGAUAACGCCGGCGCCCUCAUGUGCGUCGACGACGACCUCACCUGCUCGUUUCAGAUACUCAAGCCCGCGGACAACAGGCAGCGGCGUUUCGCCUUCGGCAUGGGAUCAUCGGCAACUACUAGUAGGGGGGUCCGAUCCCCGUGGUGGUAAUUAACACACUUUGGUCAAGACGGAUGCAAUAAACCCAUCUUUGAUUUCCUUGUCAAUUUUGUAUACUAUAAAGUUUCUUGCGUUCAUGCAUGGUCUAACUCAGAUAAACAACAGCAAAAGCAAGCCUUGUAAUUUC